Adineta ricciae is the source of this 1662-nucleotide messenger RNA. The record is from the annotation of a GenBank genome assembly. Lineage: Eukaryota; Metazoa; Rotifera; Eurotatoria; Adinetida; Adinetidae.
AUGCCAUCGAAUGAAUCUUAUCAACGAUAUCAUACUGCAGCAAUAGGACAAAGUCGACGAAGAACAGAUGUUUAUUCUAUUGAAGGACUUAUUGAACACGUUUGGGGCAGACUUCCAUUUGAUUCCACCUCCACACGCAUGUCAUCAACCUCAGUAUUAAAACGCGCAAUUCCCAACACCUCCCGUUAUCCAACAUCAAACUAUCAUCAUGAUAUAUUCCUUGCCAAAUCGUCUUCGUCAUCAUCAUCAAGUAAAGACGAUGACAAUGACGAUGAAGUCAAAACUCUCGAUGAUACUAUACCUGAAAACGAGUCAAAUAUUCGCCGAAAUCCGAUGUUAAAUAUUCGUCCCAAUAGAAAAGAGAUCGGUGGUCCGUUGAUCCAGGAAUUACUUCAAUCGAAUAUGAAUUUGAAAAAGGAGAUUCGUGAUAUUCGUCGACAAAUCAAACAUGCUAAUGGAUCAAAUAAACAACGAAUUGAACGUGUUAUUAACAAUCCAAGUUGUUCACGUCAAACGAAGAUUUUCGAUGACGAAGAAGAUUGUUCAUUCGCACCGCCUAUUGAAAAUGAUUCCUAUGACGAUUUAUUAACAAACAAGACUAAAUUACAGUAUUAUAAAAAUGAAGCCACACUUUACAAACAACAACUCGAUCAAUGUCAAGAAACGAUCGUUCAUCUCCGAAAAACCAUUCAUUCAAUGGAAAAACGAAUUGAACACUUAAAAUGUUCUGAAAAUCGACAAUUAGAAAACGCAUCUCAUCAACAUGAAAGCUAUCCCUUAACUUCGAAUAACAAUACAGACCAUCGAUUCAUCCAUGAACUGUUUCAUUUAUGUAUUAAAUACGCUCCAAAAUCAUCGAAAUUGAAAACAAAUGUUCCCAGUCACCAAGAUAUGAAAAAAUAUAUCCGACAGACAUUUACAGAUUUCAUUCGUAGCCCAUCAUCAUCGUCGUCGAAAAUAAGCGCCAAUCGAAAUUAUGAUAAUGGACAUUUCGUUUGUAAAUGCUCGGAUCGAAGCCAAACCGACCACCGUCCAACGUAUCAGUAUUGCCUCAAUUUAAUUGAACAAUGUCAAUCAUUAUUUGAUGUUACAUGUUACACACAGUUAUCAACAGCUCUGAAUGAAUUGUACUAUCGACAUGGAGAAUUGGCGAAUUUUAAACGAUCGAUCGCGAGUACACUUGGGAUUACUGAAAGUUCCAGAGUAGUGAGUUGUCCGAAAUUAAUUAAAACUCUACAACGAACGUUAGACGAUGCCAAAUCUAAUGAAUUGAUUACAUUUAAAAAAAUGGCAAAAAUCAAUGAUAUGAACGAAGCGAUUUCGAAAAUUCGUUCGUAUGAUGAUUUCGUUCCUUAUUACCAUCAAUUCAUUGAACAAAUGGCCAAUCUACUUGAGGUGUCGAAAGGUGAUGAAAUCAUGCCAGCUAUCAAAACCCUGAAAUUACUUGCACAUACGGAUAGUUAUCGUCCAAGUACGACUUCUCACAGUUUGACACGUGCAUCAUCAUUGAACAAUCACAAAGAAACUUUUGAAAAGCCUCUUACUCAAUCUCGUUCACUUCGCGUUCUUUCAUCAAAAUCCAAUGAUGAAAGUAAUACCGACAGUUUAAUGAAAUCACAUACAGAAACUAACGAACGAAUUCAUGAUGAAGAUUCGCAUUGA